Liolophura sinensis is the source of this 968-nucleotide messenger RNA. Its product is annotated as protein OPI10 homolog. Gene Ontology annotation, molecular function: Hsp70 protein binding; nuclear import signal receptor activity. Bases 100 to 711 code for a protein of 203 amino acids. The record is from RefSeq and is a predicted model, not a curated record. Gene Ontology annotation, biological process: protein import into nucleus. Lineage: Eukaryota; Metazoa; Mollusca; Polyplacophora; Chitonida; Chitonidae. The transcript is spliced from 4 exons. Gene Ontology annotation, cellular component: cytosol; nucleus.
CAGGGAUUCCCCCAGUUUAGCAGAAAUUUCUGGAACAAAAGUGUUUUGAUCAGAUUUUCAGCGAAAUAGCGAGAGUAGUCUGGGUUACAAGCUCAUGUCAUGUUCGGGGUGAUUGUUUCUGGACGAUUAGUGCAGACAGAAUUCCAGCAGGUAGGGGAGACCCAGUUCCUCUUUACCAUACCAGAUGCGGAUAGCAUAAACCACAUUGUCGUGUUUAUGACAGGUCAGACCCCAUUUCCAGAUGGACUGGGUGGGGCAGUUUACUUCUCCUGGCCAAAUUCAAAGGACUCUAGUCAAACCUGGCAGCUCCUUGGACAUAUCACCAAUACAAAGCCAAGUGCUAUUUUUAAAAUAUCAAAGUUAAAAUCAGGUGCUUCUGGCAGUGAUGCCGCAGUCAGUAACAUGUUUAACAGUGGGAUAGGAGUGCAGAACGUCAAUGCUCAGAUUGGGAUAUCUGUAGAACCGCUGACUCAACUAGCUCAGCAGUCUCCCGACUCAGCAACAGCAGCUACAAACACACUACCCAUGAUGGAGGAGUUCAUUCAGAAAAUGGUGGAGAACUUUGUGAACUACGCUUCCUCAUUUUGUAUCACACAAGCAGACAUGACACCCAACCCCUCAGAGACAUACGUGCCUCUCAGUAGCCUGUCAAAGUGGUUUGAAAACUUUAAGAGACGAUUGCAGCAAAACCCGUAUUUCUGGAAAUCUUGAGAUGGUGUAUGGCAUUUUACUAUUUAAUUACGCACUGAAACAGUGACAAUACAUGUACACUCUAGGGGAUGUAAGCUGUGCCUUCUAGAGGUGUUUUAUACUUUGAUAUGGUGGGACUGAAAACAGACCACACGUGAAGAUGUACGUGUGGUUUCACUGUACUUUGUGUUGUUUUUAAGAAGUUUGUGAAGCUGGACAGCUGUUGUGAGACAAUCCAUUUACUGUCAAUAAAAGUUGCUGAACUAACUUUUAACCUG